GAAUGCCGGUCCCAGAGCAGUUGCAUUAGGCUGGAGGACUGGAGGUGGAGCCUUUUUUGCUCACGGCAGCAAGUUCCCUUCUCCUUUCUCUCCCCCUGCGGCGUGUGCGUUGGCUUUUCAAGCUGCCUGUGCUGCUCUGUGGAGUGAAAAAGGCAGGGUGUGCUCGCAGACUGUGCUAUAAACUGCAGUUUCUAUUUGGGGUCCUCACGGAGAAGAACACCAGGAAAGACAGACAGGACCAGUGCCAUGGGCCAGCUUUGCUGCUUUCCUUUCUCAAGAGAUGAAGGAAAAAUCAGUGAAAAGAACGGAGGGGAGCCUGAUGACGCUGAACUAGUAAGGCUCAGUAAAAGGCUGGUGGAGAACGCGGUGCUCAAGGCUGUCCAGCAGUAUCUGGAGGAAACACAGAAUAAAAACAAGCCAGGGGAGGGGAGCUCUGUGAAAACUGAAGCAGCUGAUCGGAAUGGCAAUGACAAUGAGAACAACAGAAAAUGAGGCCAGAACGCAGGCCCCCAUGUCUCUGUGCAAAGCCUCCCUGCUCCCCUCUGCUGAGUCUAGGGACUGACUUGCAGCGUGCUAUUUAAGUUUCUCUGGUCCAAUCUGUGGAGAUUGCCUAAUAUAUUCAUGAUCGAUGUGUUUGCAUUUCUGAAACACAACAGAAGAAAAACAGAGUGCUGGGACUGGCAGAGGAAGUUAAUUGAUGAAAGAAGAAUGGCUCAAGUUUUGCUCGCCCUCAGCCAUGCACAAGGGAGAGGGAACUUUGGGUUAUGCCUCCUGGACGCAAAUUAAAGGCUGUAAAAGAGGCCUUGCCAUCAAUGGAAUACUGCCAUUUAUAUUACUUCGCAGGGCAUUUGACUACUUUAUCUGAGGCCAGAACUCUCACACACAGCUAUCAAGUGCUAAGUUUAAAAUAAUCACUGUUGAAAUUGUCAUUUGUACAAUUAGUCCAUAAUGUUUCAUUUUUGUCCUAAGUGUGUUGUUGCUAUGCAGUGAUCUUUAUUUAUAGUAAAUUAUGUUUCAUGUAAAUGAUAUAUUUUUGGUGAAAUGCAACCUUUUCUAUAAAAUGUGGGCAACAUUUUAAAGUUUUUUUAAUCCUAUUUUGAUAAGUCAGUAUGCCAUAUUUAAUGAAAUGUAUUAUAUAAUUUUUUUUUCUUAGGCAAGAAACCUAUUGGAAUUCGAGACUUAAUUAAUGAAGCUUUGCAUCGAGAAACGAUGGGUCUGAAGUCCAAAGUGAAACAGAUAAAGGAAUUUUUAUUAAAGCCUGAGACUCAGGCCAAAAUUAGGAGGGAACUUUUUGAAGAAAGACUUAUUAACAACAGUAAUCCAGCAAAUGACAUUGAUUUCAGCACAACUUUGACAUAAGCUCUACAUUGUGAUUGUGACAACAUAGCUUAUGAAAUCUUUCCAGCUUAUUAAGUAGCUCUUUGGUAAACACCAAAGAAGUUUCUGAUAGUGUCUGCACAACAGCAAACCAACAUUUGGUGGGGAAUUAGCAAUUUCUUGCCAAAGAAAACUGAUUCUGCCCUAUUAUUUUUUGAGCUACACUUGUAUUUUAGAAUGUCUGUUUCUGUAAUAUUGAGAAUCAUUUUAUAGAAAUGAUUUCUUAAUUAGCUAUUGUGAGUUAUUCCUCGGGUCCUUGCAGAAAAAAAAAUACAGACUGUGAACAAAUCAUUCACAGACAAAUAGAAUAAAACAGAGCCAACAACAGUAUUUUAAGGGUCACUUGCCUCCUGUUGACAUGAUUGUUGCUAAAUCAAAAGAAGCAUUGUCCAGGUGUGUCUACAUCUAGUGUUACUUUUAAUGAGAAUUUGAAUGUUUAUUGAACAAUAGUACUUGAAUGAACAUUUAUAAAUGUAAUUACUGCGAUCACUGGUUAAGAAUGUUUUAUAUAUCCUUAUAAUAUUUUUCACUGAUCAAAAUGUAGUUUUGCUUUUUCAUUUCUUAAGGAAUACAUGUGUGGGAUUUUUAUUUUUUACAUUUCUGAAGAUAAGUUCCAGGUCUUACCGUAUCCCUUGACAUCUGAAUUUGUUUGCGCUGCUUGUUUUGAAGAGCAUUCUUGAAAACUUUCCCUGGUGUGAUGACUGUUGGUAACAGCUUUUUCUAUAGUCAUUGCAAAACUGCUGCUACCAAUAGAUCAUGAUGGAGGGGGAAAUCACUGGAGAUCAAAUAUGUGAAAUCACUUCAAAUAUAAAAUCCAGUUUACUCAUAGAUUUUAGCUAUUUUUUCACUGGGUAAAUUAUACUACAUUUAUUUACAAAUGAGUUUAUGCAUUUUCAUGGCUCUUAAUAAACAUAUUGUUUUCCCUUGU
Piliocolobus tephrosceles (Ugandan red Colobus) is the source of this 2305-nucleotide messenger RNA. RefSeq names its product A-kinase anchoring protein 7 (gene AKAP7). Gene Ontology annotation, cellular component: cytosol. Gene Ontology annotation, molecular function: protein kinase A regulatory subunit binding. NCBI's taxonomy places the organism in Eukaryota, Metazoa, Chordata, Mammalia, Primates, Cercopithecidae. The record is from RefSeq and is a predicted model, not a curated record. The transcript has 2 exons. Bases 247 to 492 code for a protein of 81 amino acids.